Messenger RNA from Thecamonas trahens ATCC 50062, 2104 nucleotides. RefSeq lists its product as uncharacterized. Bases 1 to 2064 code for a protein of 687 amino acids. The transcript is spliced from 2 exons. Lineage: Eukaryota; Apusomonadida; Apusomonadidae. The record is from RefSeq and is a predicted model, not a curated record. Gene Ontology annotation, molecular function: protein binding.
AUGUCUGAGGCGCGGGUGGGACACGCGGCGCUGUCGUGGCACAAGGUGCCGAACGCACAUAUGACGGCGGUGAAGCGGAGAGGGCAUUCUGCGGUGGCGCACGGGAGCGAGGUGGUGGUGUUUGGCGGAUGGGCGGCGUCGGCGCAGGAGGACAUGUGGGUGUUCAACUCGGAGACGCUGCGGUGGCGGCGGGUGGCGCCGCAGACGGCACAGGCGACGCCAUCGCGGCGGUUUGGCCACUCUGCCGUGGGCGACGGCGCUGGUGGCAUGCUGGUCUUUGGCGGCGAGUCGGGCGUGCGGGCGUUCAACGAUCUGUGGCGGCUGGACAUCGACGAGUGGGAGUGGACCCGGUUUGCGGUCCAGCCGUCGGCGCCGGUUCCGUCGCCGCGGUACGGGCACGCGGCGGUGUACUACGACGGAGUGAUGCUUGUGCACGGCGGGGCGGACCGGUUCCCGAGCGUGAGCACGGGGACAGCGCUCGACGGCGAACUGUGGGCCUACGACGUGGCGUCCAAGUCGUGGACUGAGGUCAUGCCGAUGGGCGCCACGCCUGCGCCGCGGUACGGGCACACGCUCACGGUGGUGGCCGGCUCGGUCUACUGCUUUGGCGGGUUCUCGGAGGCUGGCCGGCUCGGUGACUUGUGGCGGCUGGACCCGGUGACGUUUGCGUGGGAGGUGCUGGACCCUGUGGGCGAGCGGCCGCAGCGGCGGACGGGCCACGUCGCGGCCGAGGUGGGCGGCAACCUGGUUGUGUUUGGCGGGCGCGGGGCGUCGGUGCUCGAGGACGCGUGGCUCUACCGGGUGGCCGAGAACCGGUGGGAGCGGGUUGAGGCGACGGCGCGCGGGGUCGAGGUCACCGGCGGGGUGCUCUCACCGUCGCCGGUCUUUGACCACGCUGCCACGGUGGUCGACGGCUCGUUUAUCACCUUUGGCGGGCUGAGCGAGACCAACUCGCUCUCGGGCGCGGUGUGGUACCUGUCGACCGAGCCGGAGCGCCGAAGCGGCGAGGCGGCGACCGAGCUGGCGUCGAACCUGGCAGGCCUCCGCGGCGACGCCUUUAUCGACGAGGUCGCGCGGCUGCUCCAGUCGCACACCGCCGAGACGACCGAGGUUGUAGAGGAGUCGGUCAAGGCCGAGGUCGACUCACGGGUUGUCCCGCUCCAGGCCCAGAUCGAGGACCUGCGAAUGCGGCUGGUCCUCCUCCGGCACGGCCACGCAGUGUCUGUGCCGGCGGCGGGCGGAGCGAGCGGCAGCGGCAGCGGCGGGCGAAGUGGAGAUGGUGGAGCGGGCGUGUCGCCGUCGCGGGCCUCGAUCCGGGCCAUGGAGGAGUCAGUGGCGGAGUUCGCGUCGCGGCUCGAGCUGGUGGAGGACACGGUGGCGAGCCUGCAGACCGAGGCGGCCAACGCGUCGAUGGCGUCGUCGGGCGCCGGCGCGGGCAGCUUUGAGGCGACUGCGGCGCUCGAGGCCAAGCUGGCGAGGGUCGAGACGCGGAUGGACGAGCUCGAGGUGGCGGCGGCGUCGAGCGGCGGUGCUGCGGGUGCUGCGGGGGCGAGCAGCGAGCUCGACGAGCUGCGGUUUGCCGUGGCGACGCUCAAGACCUCGCUCCGCGACGUCCGCAAGGAGCAGUAUGCCAACCUCAAGAAGCUUCACGAGAACCAAAAGUCGAACCUCAAGGUGCUGGAGAAGCGGGUGGAGGCGCGGGUGAGCUCCAUGCUCGCGUCGAGCGGCGGGGCCGGCUCCGGCGCAGCGUCGGCGGUCGAGCUCUCGCCGGGCGUCCAGUCGGCGAUUGCGGCGGCGGUGGAGCGGCGGACGGCGGCGGUGCAGGUCGAGUACACUGCCAAGCUCCGCGAGCGCGACGCCGACCUGCGGGCCUUCAAGAGCAAGGUGCUCAUGGCGCUCGACGAGCUUCGCAUGGGCGCACGGACCGGCCCGCCACCGCAGCCCUCACCGGCACCGACCCUCUCCGCCGACAAGCAAGCCCAGCUCGAGGCGCUCGAUGCCUUUGAGGGCCAGAUUGACAACGCGCUCGCCGGCAUGACCGUCGAGGAUCUGGAGACCGAGUGAGAGAGGCACCUUCGCUCAAACGUAAACAACGACGUCGACC